This is a messenger RNA of Spinacia oleracea (spinach), 768 nucleotides long. RefSeq lists its product as uncharacterized. Lineage: Eukaryota; Viridiplantae; Streptophyta; Magnoliopsida; Caryophyllales; Amaranthaceae. The transcript has 2 exons. The coding region runs from base 1 to 768 and encodes 255 amino acids. The record is from RefSeq and is a predicted model, not a curated record.
AUGGCAAGAAAGUCUGGAUCGAAAAAUCAGGGGAACAAGCAUGGAAAUGGUAAGUCGAAACCUCGAGGUCCAUCAUUUGACUCUCAAGCUCUGAUAACUCGCUCAUUGGAGGAAGUUCUUGGGGUGGAAGCGAUUGAUUUUGGCAUUGAGAAUGAAGUGCUGACGCCUAAAUUGAGUUUGCACCAACUCCAAAUUCGUUCUGAAUUGCGACAUUCUUUCAAUGAUUACUUGCAAUCAAUACACAAUUCCAAUGUUAGGAAUAAUGUUGAAUCUCUGGAUGUGAGUGAUGGUGAUCCUAUUUUUGAGACUGAGUCUAAUAAUCCUGUAGAAAUUGAGUUGGAAGAUAUUCAGGAAGAGGUUGAGUUUUGGAUGUCAGUUGUAGUUUGUUAUGUUGUGGGUGCUAAUCCUCCAAUUAAUGUUAUGGAGGGAUUCAUUAGGCGCAUCUGGAAACAUUUAAAUGUUGACAAAGUGGUUAUGGUGAAGAGGGGUGUAUUCAUUGUUAGAUUCUUCACCAUGGACUCGAGGGAUAAGGUCUUAGAUGGCCACUACUUCUUUGAUAGCAAACCCCUAAAAAUGACGCCAUGGAAUUCUGAUAUGGACAUGGACAAAGAGGAGGUGAAAUCUGUGCCUAUUUGGGUGCAAUUGAAGCUUGGUUUCAAAUACUGGGGGGAGAGAGCUCUAUUCAAAAUCAUUAGCCAAAUAGGGAAACCUAUUAAGAGGGAUCAAGCUACAAUAAAAAGGGACAAGUUGCAAUUUGUUAGGUUAUGA